AUGCAUACCAUGCAUGGUUGCUUUUUCGAGGAGGACGUUUCGCUAUUUGAUGCACCCUUUUUCGCCGUUACGGGCAAGGAUAAGAUGAUUAGCGUUCCAGACUGGCUGCUACGUAGGCUGCAUGAUCAACGACUACGAGAUGUUGUCAACUCGAGAUUCGCUGGAAAGCCGACGAGACGCAGCCUCGGCUACCAGCUUGAGGGAAGAGACGUAUUGAUGCGGCGCUACGGCGUUCCCGCCAGCCGUUCCACGCCGGGCUUGGGUGUCGUCUUCAAUUCGCAGCCGGAGCACGGCGCCUCCUCCCUCCAGUGCCUGGCAGACUUUGGCGUCUAUGUUGACAUCUCGAACUGCGAUGAUGCGCUGCCGCCGACCUUGCCCAGGUCAAUCUCCCACGCAUCCAUCCAACGUGUUGACGUGCACAAACUCAUGGCUGCGAAACCGGUCCUGGCGCAAAAGCUCUUUGCCAACGUGACACCCUUCUCCCCGCCAAGUCCGUUAAACAUCCGCCCAGCCGCAGAGGCCAAAGCAGGCGCUGGCCCGGCUCUCCACCAGUCCAGGGUGGGGCCGAAGCGGCUGUGCAGUUUGACAGGGCAAGGUCGCAAGGUCCCGCAAAAGCCUUGCUAG
Messenger RNA from Pyricularia pennisetigena, 624 nucleotides. RefSeq lists its product as uncharacterized. The transcript is spliced from 3 exons. NCBI's taxonomy places the organism in Eukaryota, Fungi, Ascomycota, Sordariomycetes, Magnaporthales, Pyriculariaceae. The coding region runs from base 1 to 624 and encodes 207 amino acids. The record is from RefSeq and is a predicted model, not a curated record.